Messenger RNA from Lactuca virosa, 1011 nucleotides. Lineage: Eukaryota; Viridiplantae; Streptophyta; Magnoliopsida; Asterales; Asteraceae. The record is from the annotation of a GenBank genome assembly.
AUGCAAACUCAACAACCAGGAUUUGUGGGAGACCCUCAAAAAGCAGAGAGAGAUCAAAAAGGUGCAUCUAUGUCGUUUCCAAAUGAUUCAGGGGAGAUGUCUCCACAAAGAAAAUUGGGGAGAGGAAAGAUCGAAAUCAAACGGAUCGAAAACACAACCAAUCGCCAGGUUACCUUUUGCAAGCGUCGCAACGGUUUGCUCAAGAAGGCUUAUGAGUUAUCUGUUCUUUGUGAUGCUGAAGUUGCUCUUAUUGUCUUCUCUAGUCGAGGUCGACUUUAUGAGUAUGCAAAUAACAGUGUAAAAGGAACCAUUGAUAGGUACAAAAAAGCAUGCCUAGACCCACCAAGCAGUGGAUCUGUAGCCGAAGCCAAUGCUCAGUUUUACCAACAAGAAGCUGCAAAACUGCGUCAGCAAAUAGCAAAUCUUCAGAAUCAAAACAGGCAAUUUUACAGGAACAUCAUGGGUGAAUCGCUGGGAAACAUGCCAGCAAAAGACCUCAAGAAUCUUGAAAGCAAGUUAGAGAAAGGCAUUAGCAGGAUCAGAUCAAAAAAGAACGAACUUCUAUUUUCUGAAAUCGAGUAUAUGCAAAAACGAGAAAAUGAGUUGCAUAAUAGUAACCAAUUCCUUCGAGCAAAGAUCGCUGAAAAUGAAAGAGCACAACAGCAACACAUGAGCUUGAUGCCUGGAAGUUCUGAUUACGAUUUAGUAUCACCUCAUCAGCCAUUCGAUGGAAGAAACUACCUUCAAGUCAAUGAACUUCAACCCAAUAACAAUUACUCUUGCCAAGAUCAAACACCUCUCCAGUUAGUGUAAUGAUCGAAGGAGUUGUGGUUAAUUUCUAUUUGCUAUAACACCUUCGUCGUGAUUAAUAUGGUUUUGUGGUUAUUAAUUGCAACGUUUUUAAGUAUCUAUAGUUUGACAUUUAAUUAUCUCGUUACUUUAAUUAAUUACUUGCUGUAAGUGUGAACAAUGUCUAUUAUCUGAAACAACUUGUUUGUUCAUCGUUUUACC